Messenger RNA from Meriones unguiculatus (Mongolian gerbil), 1689 nucleotides. Its product is annotated as myeloid cell nuclear differentiation antigen-like protein. NCBI's taxonomy places the organism in Eukaryota, Metazoa, Chordata, Mammalia, Rodentia, Muridae. The transcript has 7 exons. The coding region runs from base 322 to 1596 and encodes 424 amino acids. The record is from RefSeq and is a predicted model, not a curated record. Gene Ontology annotation, cellular component: nucleolus. Gene Ontology annotation, molecular function: double-stranded DNA binding. Gene Ontology annotation, biological process: positive regulation of interleukin-1 beta production; cellular response to interferon-beta; response to bacterium.
GAGCUGGGGAAAUCGAAAGCUAUGAACACUGCUGGAAGGAAUCCUAUUUCAUCCCAUCCACCCCCCCACCCCCAGGCAGACAGACAGAGAGACAGACAUCCAGCCCUUCUCCACUUAGGAACUUACUUCAACCAGUUCCCUUGUCUUCCCUGUUAUUCUGUAAAUACCACAUUUUCUCGGCAUUCAGUGAGAGUGCAACACCCACAUUUUGAGAGAUUUAUUUUCCUACUCAAAAUAGGCAAGCCCCAUUUCCUGACUUGCUGAAGAUCUAUACUCUGGACAUCACUGAGACAUUUCUGAGACUCAUCCAAAAUUUGAGAGAUGGCAAGCGAAUUCAAGAAAAUUGUUCUUCUGAAAGGAUUACAGGUCAUGGAGGACUACCAGUUUAGGGCAAUCAAGUCCUUACUAAGAAAAGAACUAAAACUUACUAAAAAAAUGCAAGAUGAGUAUGACAGAAUCCAGAUGGCUGACCUGAUGGAGGACAAGUUCACAAAAGAUGCUGGACUGGCCAAGCUGAUAGAACUGUGCAAAGACGUAGAAGAACUUAAAGAAAUUGCUGAAAAGCUUAAAACAGAGAAGGAAAAAGUUAAAAAUCAAAAGGGAAAAAAAGGUAAAAGUGCAGCAAAAAAAAGAAAGCAAGAUGAAUCCAGUAGUUUACAAACUUUUUCCACCAGUAAUGAAUCAAACUCUUCAAAGAAUAAGAUAGAACAACCCAGAAAAACUGAAGCUGGAAAGAAAAGGAAGCUUACUCAGGACCAGACUCAGCUUCCAGAACCUUCAGAAAGCAACACACAAAAAGACGAAGGUUGUUUCCAGACUCCCCAUAAGCCUCCACCAAUACCAUCUGGCAGUUCCUCAAGCAAGAAAUCACAGACCCCAAAUCCAAGCACUAGCAGAGGUGAUGUUCUCCAAAUGGAUCCCAUGACAGUGAUGGUGCUCAACUCAACACAUCCAUUUGAAUAUGAGUCAUCAGAACAUGGAAGAAAGACCAUGUUUCAUGCUAAAGUGGCUACUGCGAAGCAGUAUUACCAUGUGAAAGUUUUCAACGUCUCCCUGAGAGAGAAGUUCACAAAAAAUAAUUUCAUCAUCAUCUCCAAUUUUGUCAAGGGGAGAGAAAUCCUAGAGAUAAAUGAAAAUUCCUUUGUGGUUGAAGCUGGCCCAGACCUAAAGUUUGAAGUCCCCAACAGUAUUAUCAAAAGAGCAAAUGAAACACCCAAGAUCCGUCAUAUUGAAAAGGGUGCUUCAGGAGCACUGUUUUAUGGCUUGUUUACAUUAAUCAAGAAAACAGUGAAAGUAAGGAACACAAUCUAUGAAAUAAAAGACAAUGAAGAAAAACAUAUAGAAGUGGUGGGGAAUGGAAAAUGUUACAACAUCAACUGUGAGGAAGGAGAUAAACUCCGACUCUACUGUUUUCAGCUGAGAACAAUUGAAAAGCAACCAAAAUUAGUGAGUGGAGAUCACAGUUUCAUUGAGGUCACCAAAUGUAAGAAAAAAAAGGAAAUACCAACUGCCCAUUCAAGCACAAAUGAUGAAAAACAGGACAACAUGCAGCAUCAAUUCUGUUAUUUUAAAGUAGAAACACCAAACAAGUUCUGAUUUGUGAUUAUGUAUUUUAAUUUACAAAAUUUAUUAUUCUAUUUUUUGAUGGAAAAUAAUAAAAAUUCUUUUUCAAAAGUACAUCAAUACAAA